UUCAAUUUUUACGUUUAAAAUAGAUAUUUAUAGGGUUAUAAAGGUGGAGCUUCUGCUUUGUGUGUCUGCUGGGUAGUCACAAAGUUUUCGGUUAGUUAAAAUAAAACAGCUGUUAAUAAGCAAACAGAAAAUACCGCUAACAUAAACGUUUUGUACUAAGUUUAGUUAAUUUAAAAAUGUGAAAGAAAGAAAAAAUUUGUGUAUUUGUAAAAACAUCUUUGGUUAAAACCAUAAAAAAAAAAGAAGAUUUGAAAAAUAUCAAGCUAUAAACAAUGAUUUUUGUUUCGUCUAUGAUUCUUAAAAGAUUGGUUUUACUUAUUUUUAAUCAAGUUUUAUCUCAAAAGUGCCGAAACGGUGUUUUGAAGAAAGAAGGUUUAUUUAGAAUAUAUGCUUUACUUUCAGUUCACACGUGCGAUCAGAAUACAAUUAGGUAUCGGGGUGUUGCUCAAACAGAAGCUUUGAUAUAUACUAUUGAAAGAGCUAAUCUCUUUUUUAAAAAACCAAUGAUUGGAUAUACUAUAUACGACGUUGAUGACUACGAAAAUAUGGACUAUUUAGUAAAUGCUACAUUAGAUAUUACCCUUUCUUCUGUUGAACGUUUGUCAUCUUUCAAUGAUUCCACAACAUCAACUUUAUCAAAGUCAAAUAAGUUUGAAUCAACAACCCUGGGAUUAGUUGGACUUGUCACGUCGGCUAACGCCAAAUACGCUCACCAUACAUUCUCUUACAUCAACCUUCCGGUAAUUAGCUACUCGGCGACAAGUGAUGAGUUAAGUAAUAAAGACUUAUACCCAAAUUUUUAUCGUACUGUACCUCCUGAUGUUUUUCAGGUUACACUUAUAUCAAACCUUUUAAAGUUUUUUAAUUGGACUUACGUAUCUAUUGUUGCUUCAGAUGAUUCCUACGGUAGGUCAGGUGCACUACAAUUAUCUCGAAAAUUGGGCGAAGAUGGUAUUUGUGUACAUUCUAAAAGUGUAAUCACAGAUCAAAAUAAAAAAAUUGAUCUUAUUAUAAAUUUAAAUUCUAACCCUAAAAUUAAAGUCAUAGUUUACUGGGGAAACUUUAUUUCAUUAAAACUUCUCCUCUCUAAAUCAAAAAAGUGUAAACUAUAUGGAAAAGUGUGGAUAUUAAGUGAAGGAGUUGGUUUGGAAAACUGGCUUAUUGAGUUUAUAAAAACUUUUCAAGGUAAAAUUAUCAUGAUUAAUCCGCAUACUUAUAUUGAAGAAAAUUUUAAAGAGCAUUUUUUAAAUUUAACAUACAAUAAAAGUAGUCCAUGGCUUCAAAAAUUAUUUAAACAAACGAAUCCACUUAAAACCGAACUUGUAAUGAGAAACUUCGGCGAACUAUUUGAUUAUAGACGCGUUGGUUACCUUCAAACAUCAGUAAAUGCACUAAUUUAUGCUUUUAUAAAGUAUACGGAAAGUAUUUGUAGCAAAGAACCAUGUUUAAAGGCAAUAGUUUCCAUAAAAAAUAGAAAAAAAUUCAACAACAUUUUGAGAAAUGCAAACUUUUUGUAUAAAUUUAAUGAAACAUUUACAUUUGACAACAAUCAAGAUCCAACAACAGCAAGUUAUGAUCUUUACGUAGUGACUGACUUGGGGUUUAAGCAUUCUGCUUCUUGGACAUCAACUAAAGGUUUUACAAUAACCAAUUACACACAUUUAGAAUCUUUUCAAAUUUCUUCAUCUUGCUCCAAGCCAUGCCCACCGGGUCAAUAUAGCGUUUUCAAAUAUAAUGGGUUCUGGGCUUGUGUUUUAUGUCCAGAAAAUUAUGUUAAAAGUUCUAGUGGUGAUGCAAAAUGCAUUCCAUGUAACAUAACAGAAAACUUUAUAAGUAAUUCUAACAGAACAAAAUGUGUCAGGUUAAAUCAUAUUUAUUGGAAUUUAUCUAUUUACACAAGUCAUAUGCUUGCUUCAUUGUUUUUUUCUGUCACAGGUGCAGCCAUAACUAUAGCUUUUAUGCUAACAUUUUUUCUUAAAAGAAACACACCGGCCGUAAGAUCAUCAAAUUUUUAUUUGUCUAUGGUACAAAUGACGUUUCAUUUUUCCUUAUUUAGCCUAAUAUUUUUAGUUAUAGGAAAAGAAUCGUAUUGGAAAUGUAUUUCUACAACGUUUAUUAGCGGAAUAUUAUAUUUUGGGAUUAUUACAUUGAUUUGGUUAAAAGUAAGAAGAUUAGUGGCAAUAUUUGGUACAAUACAAAAAAUGAGAAAAAGAGACAUAAAACGUAUAAGGUUUACAGAAUUUUUAAUAUUUUUAACAUCAAAUUUAUUUCAUAUUUUAUUGAUGUUAGUAAUUAAUAUAAUUCAACCAUUACGCGUCAUUCAAAUAGUUAAUAAAGACGAAUUAACUCUACACAAAUUAUGCAAGUCAGAAACUUAUAUGAUAGCACAUAUUGGUUGUGUUCUGCUUUUAAUAUUUUUUUGUGCCAUUGAGAUGUUUAGAGGAAGGAAUGUGCCUUGGAAAUACAACGAGACAAAGGUUAUUGCAUUUGGAAUAUUUUCCUCCAUUUUAGUCAAGAUAAUUGCUGUACCACUAGGAUUUAGUAUAUCUGAAGGUAAUAAUUACAAGCUCAUGCUAUGCAUUGCUGUCAAUAUUUCAAACUUAAUUCUUUUGAUUUCUUCUUAUAUAUCAAAAAUUAGGACUAUUUGGUUUCAAUCAAAAAAAAACAAUUGGGCUGAUUUUCGAACAGGGUUUCGAAAGAAUAUGAACUCCGAUUGUUCAUUAAGUUCACUUUCAGCAAAUAAAAAAAUUUGAACAUAUUAUUUUUAAGAGAACAUAUUUUAAAGGUU
Molecule: messenger RNA, 2788 nt
Organism: Hydra vulgaris (swiftwater hydra)
Lineage: Eukaryota; Metazoa; Cnidaria; Hydrozoa; Anthoathecata; Hydridae
Product: metabotropic glutamate receptor
Biological process (GO): G protein-coupled glutamate receptor signaling pathway; regulation of synaptic transmission, glutamatergic
Cellular component (GO): plasma membrane
Molecular function (GO): adenylate cyclase inhibiting G protein-coupled glutamate receptor activity
Source: RefSeq, a predicted model, not a curated record